Molecule: messenger RNA, 961 nt
Organism: Durio zibethinus
Lineage: Eukaryota; Viridiplantae; Streptophyta; Magnoliopsida; Malvales; Malvaceae
Product: coiled-coil protein
Cellular component (GO): nucleolus
Source: RefSeq, a predicted model, not a curated record
UACAACGCUAAGUUCCCACAAAAGCCUAACUUUGUAGGGUUUAGCUUCUCCACCGCCAUGGCUUGCACAAUCGAUUUCCGCCGCCUUGAUGAAGGUUUCGGCGGCAAAACUUACAAGAGGAAGCGCGAAGAAUCCAAAAUAGCCUCCGAUACGGCCGAUAGCAACGAUGCUGCCACGUUCAUGGAUGUUGAUGAAUCUUGUCCCCCUCCCGCCAAGCGCUCAGCCCUGUCUUCCUCGGACGAUCCCAACAAACCCUCCUUCGGUCGACCCACCUACGAUGGUGUGAUUGCGGGAAAGGUGUCGGGUCGGAACUGGAAGCAGCCACGGAAGCAUCGUGCGUCGGCGCAGCGCGUGAGUAUAAAGAGAACGACCUUGGAAGAAAGAGAGAGGCAAAAGGAAAUAAAGAGAGCUUAUAGAGAGAGGAUGAAUGAGUUGAAGGAGGAGAUUAGGCAAAAUAAGAUCGAGAAGAGAAAGAAGAGAGAGGAGAGAGAGAAGAAGAAGAAAGAGAAUAUAUUGAGGUCUGGGACCAAGUUUCAGAAGAUUACUAAUCCUAGUACUUUGAAGAAGAUUGCUAAGUCUAAGCAGAAGAAGUUGCUUCAAGUCGUCCCUGAUGAAUUUGUUAACAAGAAAUCCAAGUAAAACAAAACAAAAAGCAACCUUUGUUGGGUUGGGUUCUUUCUUUAAUGUUAUAUGUGCUGUAUUGUUUCUUUUAGUUCAAAGAAGUUAUGCUUUUUCUGGGAAUGAAAUCUGAUUUAUUAGAAUUCUCUGUUUGCUUUUUAGUUUUUGCUGCUUUCUGGAUUUUUCUUCUGAAGAUGAGAUGAAUGAUGAAUAUGUUAUGGGCUGGUAUUGGAUUAUGUAUUCUAGUUGUGAUAUAUUAGGUAAAUGGCAGUGGAAUUGGUAUCAUUUUAUACAUGCUUCUGGGAAGUUGGAGCCUUAAUUGAAACCUCCAUGUGUUCAAAAA